AUGCUACUACCGAGGCUAGUUAUCGCUGGAACAGCACUCCUCUCGCUGCUGGAAGGCGUUACUGCAGGUCAGCGGAAUGUGACAAUCGAUGAUGCAGAGGAGGGAGUCCCGGUGGGCCAUACUGUCCCUACCUAUUCCCCUACGGACGGGUGGUCUACGGGGAGUUCAUUCACGCAACUAGACGCAUCCAAAAUCCACGGCGGCACAUGGCACGAUGGCACUUACCAUCCAGGCGAUGCACAACCGAAGGAGGUUAACUUUGCUUUCACAGGUGUCUCUUUGUACAUAUACUGCAUCAUUGCCAACACGCCGCCCGGCCGCUUUUUCGACGCAUUCGCGGAUUACAAGAUCCUCAUUGACGGGGAGCUCGCUGGCGAGUACAGGCAUGACGUCGAGAAGAUACCGGAUUACUUCUACAACACCACGGUCUUUGCUACCAACACUACCCUGGAGAAUAAAUCCCACAAUGUCACCAUUCGCAUGGAUUCCACCGAGAAACCUGUUCUCCUGCUAUUCGACUACGCGGUUUAUACUAUGAUUGAAGAUGAUGCUGUUGUCGUUCCCUCCACAACAACAGCGCAAGUCCCGACUACAACGCCUGGUGAACCGGCCCCUACGUCCGACCAGCCGUUGUCCACAACAGAUACCCCAGUGCCUGACCAACCCUCGUCCAGCGACCAUGUCGGGAUCAUCGUCGGUGCCGUUCUCGGAGGACUCUCGAUUUCCUUGAUCUCCGCCAUCGGUGUCCUCGUCUACAUUCGAAGGCGAAGAAUGCAGAGAGCCCGCAAGCAAGCGGCUCUACGAAGUCAAUGGCGCGGUAGCCGGUUCCUUGCACAUUCGAGGAUCUGGCGGUGGAUCCUCAACCUGCCAACUGAGCCUGAGACUCGUAUCACGAAUGCUCCUAUUCCUGUGCCGUCCAUUCCUGUCCCUCCCGCUAUGGUAUCGACAUACCAAACCCCCACAUCACGGUCUUUCACUGUGUCUCGGCCCCCAGAAUCGGCCACGGAUCUCGAGUCGGAGGGAGGUGAUUCCUCGGUUGUAGCGGAGAUCAGGGAAAUACGAGAGGCACUAGUGCAUCUACGCGUCCAACAGCGGGCUAUGACAGAGGCGUUGGGCGCACCUCCGCCGUACGCGCCCUCCUCGUAA
Messenger RNA from Pleurotus ostreatus (oyster mushroom), 1146 nucleotides. RefSeq lists its product as uncharacterized. The transcript has 3 exons. Lineage: Eukaryota; Fungi; Basidiomycota; Agaricomycetes; Agaricales; Pleurotaceae. The record is from RefSeq and is a predicted model, not a curated record. Bases 1 to 1146 code for a protein of 381 amino acids.